CCCACCGGCUUUCCCGAAAAAAUUAAAAGAGUGGGCUCAGUUUCUGCAGCGCCUUCUUCCAGGGCAAGAUGAACACCGUUCUGCCUUGCCAAGACCAGUACUUUGUAGGAGGCCAAAGCUAUAAUUGCCCGUAUUCCGGUACAACGUCAGAAUCUAGUGUUGACGUUUCCACGGAGACUUGGGUCUCUUUCUGGGCUGCUGGUCUCCUGGACAACAGAGAGCCCCAACAAGCACCACAGGCACAGGAAUCAUCCAGUGACUCGAAUUUCCCUGUUCUUAAUUCGUGUUCAUGGGAAGAGGCUCAGCUUUCCUCUCAGCUCUACAGAAACAAGCAGCUCCAAGAUACUCUGGUGCAGAAGGAAGAAGAACUUGCUAGGUUACAUGAAGAGAAUAAUCAUCUCAGACAAUACCUGAAUUCUGCUUUAGUUAAAUGUCUUGAGGAAAAAGCCAAGAAAUUGCUGUCAUCAGAUGCGUUCUCCAAAGCAUGUGGAAAAUUCAGAAAGGGGAAGAGGAAACCCAAAGAGCAAAGAUAUUUUCCUCCUGAGAUUCCCCAUCAUAAAAAUGCCAAAAGAAACCUCUCUAGUGAAUUUGCUAACUGUGAACAACCUGGGCCCCCUGUGGAUCCCUGGGUUCUUCGAACACUGGGGUUGAAAGACCUCAACACCAUUGAUGACACCUCAUCAGCUAACUACAGUGCCCUCUCGUCUCAUCCCAGACGGACCACAAGCACAUUGCCCCAGUUUCUGGAUGAUGCAGUUGAUUAUCUCAGUGCCUCCGGGGAAGAUCUGCCAAUUGACUAUGGCGGUGACAGAACAACCCCCUCACACAGCACUGCCAGCCACAGGGAAGAUUUUCACUUCCUUUCUCAACUUUCAAAUCCCCCAGGAGGACUACAAACUCUUCCUUACUAUACUUCUGAUGUGUCACCCAAUAAGACAGAGAUGGCCUUUUCCACAUCCCUGAGCCCUCACUGUAAUGUGAAAACUCACUCCUUCCACCAGGGACAAGCCUUUGUUCGUCGAGAUGAAGAGGGAGGCUGGAAGUUUACCUGGGUCCCUAAGCAGUCUUAGUGAUCCCCUCCUCUAUCACAAAGGACUGCCAUGAACUUUGUUUACAAGACCUGUCUUGCACUUGAACCUGACUAUGUGGAAAAUGCAAGCUAUUGCCCAGACUGUCUCCUGCCACUUUAAAUGUCACUCUCAAUUACCCACUUAAAUCUGCAGGGAAUGGCUUCCAGGAAUCUAUAAUGAAACAUGCCUGCUCUUCUUUCACCUAAAUUUGACUUGUUUACACACCCACACCUGCUGUUGACUUCCUUCCUUGGCCCUAUACUUGAAAAGGUAUUUUCCAAUUGCCUGAAUAUUCCUUUGAGACCUACAUGUGCUGUUCCAAUUAUAACAAGUCUAAAAGCUUUUCUUCUCUCAUCAGACAGUUUAAAUGUUCACAGCCUUCACCUUUCCACUUUUAUUUCUCUCCUGUUCCUCUUCAUUUCUAAAAACUGCCUUUGAAAUGAGCAUUAUAAUUACUCCACAUACCUGUUAUUGGGUGUUCAAAUAACUGGGGGUGGGGUAGAAACAAGAAUCUUUGCCCAUUGCCAUUCCUGAAGACAUAAUGUAGGUGUGAGUAAUGUUAUGUGUAGUGCAGUUCAUUAACUUGAGUGUCCCAUGAUGGAGCUGACAAAAAAAAUCUCUUCAACACCUGGAAAUCUACUGAUAAGCAACAACACUGAUAAAUUAAAAGAUAAAAGAGAAUGAAAAUUACUUCAAAAUGCCUGCAUGGUGUAUCAGCUUCUAUGGGCACCUGGCAUUGUGUUUGCAACCAACAUCACUCAAACAAGAAGAUUUUUGAGGAACUCGUGGUAACAGAAUAAGUCACUAUCCUAAACUAAUUAGAUGCUGAUACAUUUCUAUUCCUGAAAGUAUGGUCUAGCCUAGCUCUGACACUGUCUUACUUAUCCAUUCAGUCAUUCAUGUGUUCAUUUGUUCAUUCAUCAACACACCCAAAAUAUUUGUAGAACACCAACUGUGUACCAGGCAUUGUGCUAUGGGGUGAUGAUAAAAUGUGAACAAGUUA
This is a messenger RNA of Balaenoptera musculus (blue whale), 2073 nucleotides long. It is a transcript of the gene GMNC, whose product is annotated as geminin coiled-coil domain containing. The transcript has 5 exons. The record is from RefSeq and is a predicted model, not a curated record. NCBI's taxonomy places the organism in Eukaryota, Metazoa, Chordata, Mammalia, Artiodactyla, Balaenopteridae. Gene Ontology annotation, cellular component: nucleus. The coding region runs from base 69 to 1070 and encodes 333 amino acids. Gene Ontology annotation, biological process: negative regulation of DNA replication; negative regulation of cell cycle.